AUGGAAAUGUAUAUUAAGAGAGAUACGCUUAACUUGAUCCGCCAUUUGAUAUCAAUAUUUGAUAUGUCCACGGAACGAAAGCAGGAUCCAAACUCGACACUAUGGGACCCGGACAACACCACCUUUCCUCUAAGGUCUGAGCUUCCAGCGUUAGCCGGGGCCCCGAAAGACGCAGCAUGGGUUUGGGGACCAAACGACAAUCUUGGCCGCUUAAACCUGGUGACCCCUAGUCGAAUUGUAUCAGCUGCAACUGAAAUAAAGUCGGGGGAGUCAUGUAGAGUUGAUCUUCCAUUAAGCAUCCCCGUUAAACCAAGCUUUGGAAGAGAGACCUUUAAACACGACAUUAAGGUGAUUGAAGGCGGAGUUGGUCAUGAUGACCUCUACACACUGAAUACCCAAUCCGGGACGCAAUGGGAUGGUUUCCGUCACAUAUCGCAUGCCCCCAGCAAAUUGUUCUAUAACAAUACAAGAGCUUCGGACAUAACAGGAUCUGACGCAAACGACAAAUGUGGGAUACACCACUGGGCACAAAGAGGCAUAGCUGGACGAGGCGUACUUCUCGACUUUGUCUCCUAUGCGGAAAAGCAUGAUAUCAAGUACGAUUCCGCUUCGUCAUACGCCAUCUCGUUUGAAGAUCUGGUCUCAUGCGGACAAUUUCAAGGGCUUGACAUCCGACCCGCCGCUCAAGGUGGCGACAUCCAGGUAGGAGAUAUUCUGUUUAUUCGAUCCGGCUUCGUCAGAGACUACUUUUCUAGAACGGAAGAGGAGAACAUUCAGAUUGGAUCCCGACAAGAUCAUAUUUGGGCCGGCGUGAAGCAGGAACAAGAAAUGAUAGACUGGUUGCACAACUGCUACUUUGCCGCAGUAGCUGGUGACGCCCCUGCAUUCGAGCGGUGGCCGUCUCCGGAGUCAUACAAGCUACACGAGUACUUGCUAGCUCUUUGGGGCGUACCUAUUGGAGAGAUGCUGGCCUUGGAGGGAGUCAGCGUGCUGGCUAAGAAGCACCAGCGGUGGACGUUUUUCUUCACCACUGCGCCAGCGAACUGUCCUGGGGGUGUCGGUAGUCAUGUAAAUGGAACAGCAAUUUUCUAA
Talaromyces stipitatus ATCC 10500 is the source of this 1092-nucleotide messenger RNA. RefSeq lists its product as uncharacterized. Gene Ontology annotation, molecular function: arylformamidase activity. The coding region runs from base 1 to 1092 and encodes 363 amino acids. The transcript has 2 exons. Lineage: Eukaryota; Fungi; Ascomycota; Eurotiomycetes; Eurotiales; Trichocomaceae. The record is from RefSeq and is a predicted model, not a curated record.